This is a messenger RNA of Komagataella phaffii GS115, 3090 nucleotides long. RefSeq names its product Ubiquitin activating enzyme (E1), involved in ubiquitin-mediated protein degradation. Bases 1 to 3090 code for a protein of 1029 amino acids. NCBI's taxonomy places the organism in Eukaryota, Fungi, Ascomycota, Pichiomycetes, Pichiales, Pichiaceae. The record is from RefSeq and is a predicted model, not a curated record. Gene Ontology annotation, cellular component: cytoplasm; SUMO activating enzyme complex. Gene Ontology annotation, molecular function: SUMO activating enzyme activity. Gene Ontology annotation, biological process: protein sumoylation. The transcript has a single exon.
AUGGCAAUUCGACACACUAACGAGGUUCAGGAAAACAAAAUGCAAAUUGAUAAGCCCGAAGAGGGCAAAAUUGAUGAAGAUUUGUACUCUCGUCAAUUAUAUGUGCUAGGGAAAGAAGCCAUGCUUAAGAUGCAAAACUCCAACGUUUUGAUCAUUGGAUUGAAAGGAUUGGGUGUUGAGAUUGCAAAGAAUGUCGCUUUGGCAGGUGUCAAAUCCCUGUCUCUGUACGAUCCAGAGCCAGUGACCUUGCAAGACUUGUCCUCACAGUUCUUCCUUUCGGAGAAGGACAUUGGUGAACAGAGAGCAUUUGCGACUUCCAGUAAGCUUUCUGAAUUGAACCACUAUGUGCCUAUUUCUAUCAUCACAGAGCUAUCAGAAUCAAGUUUGAAGUCGUUUCAGGUGAUUGUUACCACCGAGACAUCCUUAGAGAAACAAGUGCAGAUCAAUGAAUUUACUCAUGCCAACAAUAUCAAGUUUAUUUCAGCAGCAACCAGGGGUUUAUUUGGUCAAGCGUUUAUCGACUUUGGAGACUCUUUUACCGUUCUUGACCAAACUGGAGAAGAACCAAAGCAAGGAAUAGUAUCUGAUAUCGAACCAGAUGGAACCGUGACAAUGCUAGAUGACAGCCGUCAUGACUUGGAAGAUGGAAGAUACGUCAAGUUUUCGGAGGUACAAGGUAUCGAGCGUCUUAAUGAUGGUCAAUUGUUCAAGAUCAAAGUCUUAGGUCCGUAUGCUUUCAAAAUUGACUUUGACAAUUCUUGGGGAACAUACGAAAAGGGUGGAAUUUUUACAGAAGUCAAAGUUCCACAGACUGUCUCGUUCAAGAAGCUUUCUGAUCAGUUGAAUGAUCCAGAGUAUCUUUAUUCUGAUUUUGCAAAGCUAGACAGACCGCCACAAUUGCAUUUGGGAUUCCAGGCUCUCCACCAAUUCCAGAAUGCUCAUGAAGGUCAACUUCCAAAGCCACACCAUGAAGAAGACGCUAACCAGCUUCUAAAACUUACUGAAAAUCUAGCCGAACAGGUCCCAUCUAUCCUAGGAGAAGGCACAGAAGUUGACUCCAAACUGAUCAAAGAGUUAUCUUACCAAGCAAGAGGUGAUUUGCCUGCAGUUAACGCCUUCUUUGGUGGACUGGUUGCCCAAGAGGUCUUGAAAGCCUGUUCAGGAAAGUUUAAUCCAAUUAAACAGUGGUUAUACUACGACUCUCUGGAAUCAUUACCAGAUUCUGAUCGAACUGAGGAGACAUGCGCUUCUAUCAAUUCAAGAUAUGACAAUCAGAUUGCCGUUUUUGGUCUCUCACAUAUUCAAAAGAUUGCCAACUUGAAGGUGUUCUUGGUUGGUGCUGGUGCUAUUGGGUGUGAAAUGCUCAAAAACUGGGCAAUGAUGGGAUUGGGUUCCGGUCCCAACGGAAAGAUUGUCUUGACUGACAAUGACUCCAUUGAGAAAUCGAAUCUGAAUAGACAGUUUCUUUUCAGACCAAAAGAUGUUGGUCAAAACAAAUCAGAAGUCGCAGCUAGAGCUGUUGUGGAGAUGAAUCCUGAUUUAGCUGGUAAAAUUGAGGCAAAGGUUGACAAGGUUGGACCUGAAACAGAAAACAUAUUUGAUAACAGUUUCUGGCAAGGGCUGGAUGUGGUCACUAAUGCUUUAGACAAUAUUGAAGCAAGAGCAUACGUUGAUCGUCGUUGUGUCUUUUUCAAGAAGCCUCUAUUAGAAUCUGGAACUUUGGGUACCAAGGGAAAUACUCAGGUUGUCAUCCCUAGAUUGACCGAGUCAUACUCCUCCUCACAAGAUCCUCCCGAAAAGUCUAUUCCGCUUUGUACCUUGAGAUCGUUUCCUAAUAAGAUUGAUCAUACAAUUGCUUGGGCCAAAUCUCUAUUUCAGGGGUACUUUUCUGAAGCUCCAGAGAAUGUCAACUUGUAUUUAUCACAACCCAACUAUGUUGAAAACAUUUUGAAGCAAAGUGGUGAUGCCAAGGGCACGUUAGAAACUAUUUCCCAAUAUUUAAACGAGAGGCCUUACACCUUCGAAGACUGUAUCAAAUGGGCAAGAUUACAAUUUGAGACCAAGUUCAACCACGAAAUUCAGCAGUUGCUUUACAACUUUCCCAAAGACUCCGUAACCUCCACUGGUGCACCAUUUUGGUCUGGUCCAAAGCGUGCUCCCACACCAUUGGAGUUUGAUAUUGACAAUGAGGAUCACUUCAACUUCGUCGUUGGCGGCGCAAACCUUUUGGCUUUUAUAUAUGGUUUGAAGGGGGAUCAGGGUGAGCCUGAUAAGGCCCACUAUAAGGCAGUUUUGGACACUUUGAAGAUUGAGCCAUUCAAGCCCAGAAGCGAUGUUAAGAUACAGGCUGAUGAUAAUGAUCCAGAUCCAAACGCUAAUGGUAACGAUCUGAACGACGAUGUUAUUCAGAAACUUUCAGACUCUCUACCACCACCUUCUUCGUUGGCUGGUUAUCGAUUAACUCCUGCUGAAUUUGAGAAGGAUGACGACACUAAUCAUCACAUUCAGUUCAUUGCUGCUGCCUCCAACUGUAGGGCCUUGAACUACUCCAUCGAGACUGCCGACAAGCAGAAGACUAAAUUCAUUGCAGGCCGAAUUGUUCCAGCUAUUGCCACAACUACAGCUCUGGUGACUGGUUUGAUUACUUUGGAGUUAUACAAAGUUGUAUUUGGAAAGGAGAAGAUCGAGGAUUACAAGAAUGGAUUUGUAAACCUUGCAUUGCCAUUCUUUGGUUUUUCAGAACCAAUUGCAUCUCCUCAAUCCAAGUAUAAUGAUAAAUCUUUUGACCAAAUCUGGGAUAGGUUUGAUAUUGACAAAGACCUUACUCUACAAGAAUUGCUAGACAAAUUUGAGAAGGAUGAAGGUCUAGCUAUCAAUAUGUUAUCCUAUGGAGUAUCUCUUCUGUAUGCUUCUUUCCAUCCACCGAAAAAGCUGAAGGAUAGAUUACCAUUGAAGUUGACCGAGCUGAUCAAGACUGUGUCUAAGAAGGCUAUUCCCGCUCACGAGUCCAAGCUGAUUUUCGAAAUCUGUGCCGAUGACAAAGAAGGUGAAGAUGUUGAAGUUCCAUACAUCUGUUUGCACUUAGAUUAA